GGCCCUCCCAUUCCUCCCCGCCCCGCUGCCGCUUGCCGAGCGAUUUGUCCCGCUGCAGGGCGGGGAAGCGGCUGCGUCGCUGUAGCCGGGCGGAGAGCCUGGGAUGCCGCUGCUGAGCCGCUCCCUGCAUAGCCUGACUCCGGAUCCGCCAGCCAGGUUCUGAACGGUGCCUGAACAGAAGUUAGAGCCAAGAGCUGCCCUCGGAGACAGGCUGCAGAAUAAUUAGUCACCAUGACGACAGAGACGGGCCCAGACUCAGAGGUGAAGAAUGCCCAGGAGGAGCCCCCACAGCAGCAGCUGGAGGCAGCGGCAACCAGCCCAACCACGGUGACCACCGGCCCUGGCCCGACGGCCAACAACCGGGAAGCUGAGGCCAACGAGAAGCCCAGAGCCCAGGCCGACUCCAGAAGUGCGGAGCCGGGCAUGGAUUUGGAGGAGAAGGACUACAGUGAAACAGAUGGGCUGUCUGAGAAAACCACGCCCAGCAAGACCCAGAAAUCCCCCCAGAAAAUUGCCAAGAAGCUCAAGAGCGCCAUCUGCAGGGUGACCCUGCUCGACGCCUCUGAGUAUGAGUGUGAAGUGGAGAAACAUGCCCGGGGCCAGGUGCUCUUCGACAUGGUGUGUGAGCACCUCAACCUCCUGGAGAAGGAUUACUUCGGCCUGACGUUCUGCGACUCUGACAGCCAGAAGAACUGGCUGGACCCUUCCAAGGAAAUCAAAAAGCAGAUCCGCAGUGGCCCCUGGAACUUUGCCUUCACUGUUAAAUUCUACCCACCCGACCCUGCCCAGCUCACAGAGGACAUCACAAGAUACUACCUGUGUCUGCAGCUGCGGGCUGACAUCAUCACGGGCCGCUUGCCGUGCUCCUUUGUCACGCACGCCCUGCUGGGCUCCUACGCCGUGCAGGCUGAGCUGGGAGACUACGACGCUGAGGAGCACGUCGGCAACUACGUCAGCGAGCUGCACUUCGCACCCAACCAGACCAGAGAGCUGGAGGAGCGCAUCAUGGAGCUGCACAAGACCUACAGGGGCAUGACGCCGGGCGAAGCGGAGAUCCACUUCCUGGAGAAUGCCAAGAAGCUCUCCAUGUACGGCGUCGACCUGCACCACGCCAAGGACUCAGAAGGUAUCGACAUCAUGCUGGGCGUCUGUGCCAACGGCCUGCUGAUCUACAGGGACAGGCUGAGGAUAAACCGCUUUGCCUGGCCCAAGAUCCUCAAGAUUUCCUACAAGAGGAGCAACUUCUACAUCAAAAUCCGCCCCGGCGAGUACGAGCAGUUCGAGAGCACCAUUGGCUUCAAGCUGCCCAACCACCGCUCUGCCAAGAGGCUCUGGAAGGUCUGCAUUGAGCACCACACCUUCUUCAGCCCAUGUCCCCAGCCAGAGUUCUCGCGCCCGGUCUCCGUCAGCGAGAACCACGACGGAGGGGCGGAGUCCGAGAGGCGGGACGAGGACAGCGAGUACGGCGGGUGGCGACGCUCGGAGGCGGAGGAUGAGGUUGAGGAAGUGACGACCCCGACGAAAAUCAAGGAGCUGAAGCCGGAGCAGGAAACCACCCCCAGGCACAAGCAGGAGUUUUUAGACAAACCAGAAGACGUUUUGCUAAAGCACCAGGCCAGCAUCAAUGAGCUGAAGAGGACGCUGAAGGAGCCCAACAGCAAGCUGGUUCACAGGGACCGGGACAGGAGGCUGCCUUCAUCACCAGCCUCUUCCUCACCCAAGAAUGAGGAUGAGACACCAAAGGGGACCCCGGAGAAGGCCAGUGAGAGAGCGGGAGCGAGGGAGGGCGCAGAGGAGAAAGCGAAGCCACCUCGGCACAGGGCUCCUGAGAGCGACACUGGGGAUGAGGAGCAAGACCAGGAGAGGGAUUCAGUCUUUCUGAAGGACAACCAUCUGGCCAUCGAGCGAAAGUGCUCGAGCAUCACGGUCAGCUCGACCUCCAGCCUGGAAGCCGAGGUAGACUUCACUAUGAUCGGCGACUUCCACAGCACAGCCUUUGAAGACUUCUCUAGAAGUCUGCCUGAGCUCGAUAAAGACAUGAGUGAGAGGGAAGCUGAAGGUGCGAUUUCCUCCCAGGAUACUGACAAAGCAGCUCCUGGCCAAGAAGAAGAUGCCAAGGAAGGGGAGCAGGGCUCCCACCAUAUCCCAGAAGUGUCCCACUUUGAGUCAUCCGUUCUGAAAACAGAGGCUGUGACUGUCAGCUCGGUGACUGGCACGAAGAAGACAGAACCAGAGGUCUCCGUGCACCACAGAGUCACCACGGCGGAAACAACACAGGUCGACAGAGGCACCACGGGCGGAAAAGAGACAACAGCCACGUCCCACAUCGUCACCACAGAAAGCAUAUCAGUGACCUCAGAUCACAGUACCAAGCCUGGGAAGGGAAUGAGCCCCGCUACCGAACUUCGCUCCAUAUCUCCGAUCACCAGCAGCUCUGCUGGGAAGGAAGUUCUCACCAGCAUAUUUGGUGCCACUGCAGAAACCCUCUCCACCUCCACCACUACCCACGUUACCAAGACUGUGAAAGGAGGGUUUGCAGAGACCAGAAUAGAGAAGCGGAUCAUUAUUACGGGAGAUGAAGAUGUGGAUCAAGACCAGGCAUUGGCUUUGGCAAUCAAAGAGGCAAAACUACAGCACCCUGACAUGCUGGUAACCAAAGCUGUGGUAUAUAGAGAAACAGAACCAUCUCCAGAGGAAAGGGACAAGAAACCUCAGGAAUCUUGACCGCCGUGUUCACAGAAGUUGGCAUCUCUAUUCAAACCCAACUCGGAGAACAAUGAAGAAGGGGCCUUCCUGCUGGAUUCCUCAAUGAGACCUAGACGUCCUGGCUGCAACGUUAAUGGCGAGAGACAAAUUUUUUAAAAAAGGAAUAGCAAAUAUAUAAUAUAUAUAUAUAUAUUAUAUAUAUAUAUACACAGGAAACAAAAUGCAUCCUUGCACUGCUGCUAUAUGCUGGAGGUGAAUUGCAAACAGCAACAUCAACAAUAACACACAAAACCAACCGCCUACUUUAGCCUUUGCAAACAAAUUGAAGAAUUGACUGGAUUCAUCAGAAAAACAAACAAAAAAUCAUGAUAAUAACAAUAAUAUUAUUAACAUACAAUAAACCGCCAUUUUGCAUGUUACAUUUAAAGGACACACAACUCAUGGGUUCAUUUGUUGCACACUGAAUGGAAAGGAAACGUGCUUUGCAACAAAGCAGCAAACAAAAAAACUCCAACAACCCACAAGCAGAUGCAAAACUAUUCCCCACCUAAGGAAAGAAGAGAGAGAACCAUUGAAUUGUUUGAUUACUUUGUAAUUAUUUUCUGCUUCAAGAUGUGUGGUGAUCAUCCCUCUUCCCCAUUCCAUGCUAGUUCUGUUACAUCAUUUUUUGGUUCUGUUCUUACCCCCCCACUUGUCCUUCCUUCUCUUUCCUCUGUCCCCUUGUCCGGUCUCUUGUUCUGCUGAAGGUAAUAAGAACAGAUCUCAUUUAAAACAAAACAAAACCGAUAUGUAUAUGGUUUCUCAUUUAUAAAAAUGCAGUCUGUAGGGGUUUCAUAUGAAUGUGCUUUUAAGUUAUGUAUAUUAUAUAUAACUGGGGGUGUGAAGUGGGGGGUGGGAAACAAUAUUAAAAUAAUUAAACAGUGCUGGUAAGUUUGCUGAUGACAUUUUUAAAUUAUAAUUGUUUGGUUGACUGUGGUUGAUAUACUAUGAGAAUCUUAGCUCACACUGAUAUCCCACAAGAAGAGAACAGGAAACAUUUCAUUAGCUGCUGCUCUUUGGGGGGGUGGGAUGGGACGUUUGCCACUGAGUUGAUGCACUGCGGCAGGAGGGGUUGGUGUAGUGACACAGUGUAUGGUGUUUGUAAUUGGUUGGUUGGUGAUAAGGGAGGGCUCAGCAACAUGGAGGGGUGGGGGACUGGGAAAGAAGGAAUGGACUGCAUCCAUUUACCAUUACCAAAAUGUGCCAGACAGAAAUGUCUCCCCAUGCCCCCAAUCCAAAGAUGUUGAGGUUGUUUGGAGACUCGAGGUUAGACUGUUUGAUUCCCAUGCUUCCCGCCUCUAGGAGUCUUUGACUCCUCAGGUCUGGAGCCCUAGCAGCAGUAGAGGUAUCAUAUCACACUUGUCAGCAGGUUCUUGAAAAGCAGGCACCUGGGCUAAGUUAGGGAUGCAUACAGUGAUCCCCCCCUAACCCACUGGUCUAGACGCUUGUUUCUAGCUUCAUUUCUGAACCUCAGCCCCAGCUUGAGAGCAAGUACCUCUCCACAGCAAGCUGUAUGUUUGCAUUUUGCCAGGGUGGCUGUAGGCUGUGCAACAGCUGCCCUGGCAGGAACAGGCGAAUGGCAGCUCCCCCAUGGUACUGUCUACCGAUACUCUGGCUUAGGGUUGACUCCUGUCCAUCGACAGUUGAUGAGGAAGAUACCAUGUGACAAACCUGCAGGGAAUAGCAGGUUUACAGGGCUGGAUAGCAUUGCCCAGUCAUCCAGAACUUAGAGGGCAGAUGCUGAUGAGGCAGCGGGAAGGCAGAGAGGCUGCUUUCCCCACGACUGGUCAGAACUUGGCACUUAGAUAAAGUUUUCCUCUGCUGCUGCCUAUGGAGUGGAGAUUUUGGGCCCAGUCUAGGACCUGAGGCACUGUGUGAGACAGGCAGUUAGGGCAGACUUAGAACCAAAAAAAGAAAAGGAAAUGAACUGAUUUCCAAAUGGAAUUGUCACGAGCUCCUGAAACUACAGAAGGGUCCACAAACAUUGCACUAUCUUUGUCUUUAUUUCCCCACCACCACCACCCCACACUUAAUGCCUGGAGAGGAAGCACAUCUAACUAGUCCCCAUGAUAGGAUCUGGGAAUCCUACUGAAAAUGGACAACUUGAAUAUUUAGAAUCAGGUGGGCAUACCCCAUAUGAUCAAUUUCCUACCAUAGCAGGGAUUCCUGAGUCUCUGGUGGGCCUUGGUCUUUGCAGUUGGCUUCUGGGGGGGAGGGAUAGCUCAGUGGUUUGAGCAUUGGCCUGCUAAACCCAGGGUUGUGAGUUCAA
This is a messenger RNA of Terrapene triunguis (Three-toed box turtle), 5014 nucleotides long. It is a transcript of the gene EPB41L1, whose product is annotated as erythrocyte membrane protein band 4.1 like 1. The transcript is spliced from 23 exons. The record is from RefSeq and is a predicted model, not a curated record. Gene Ontology annotation, molecular function: structural molecule activity; actin binding. NCBI's taxonomy places the organism in Eukaryota, Metazoa, Chordata, Testudines, Emydidae. The coding region runs from base 232 to 2724 and encodes 830 amino acids. Gene Ontology annotation, cellular component: plasma membrane; cytoskeleton. Gene Ontology annotation, biological process: cortical actin cytoskeleton organization.